CUCUACAUCGGCGGGCGGCCCGUCGCGAGCGACAAAGCGGCGCUCGAGCAGCGGAAGAUCACGCACGUCGUCAACAUGGCCGUCGAGUGCGACGACUACUACCCCGAGUCCUUCGCCUACUACCGCGGCGACUGCACGGACAAGGCCGGCGACUCCAUGGCGCGCCACUUCGAGAAGCUCGUGGCCUUCAUCGACGGCGCGAAGCGGGAGCGGGGCCGGGUCCUCGUGCACUGCAACAGCGGCAUCUCGCGGAGCUCCGCGGCCGUGCUCUGCUACCUCGCGCCGUCGGGCAUGACGCUGCUCGCCGCGCUCGCGUGGCUGAAGGACCGGCGGCCCAUCGCGAGCCCGCACCCGACCUACAUGUUCGAGCUC
Aureococcus anophagefferens is the source of this 372-nucleotide messenger RNA. RefSeq lists its product as hypothetical. The annotation marks the transcript as partial. Gene Ontology annotation, molecular function: JUN kinase phosphatase activity. NCBI's taxonomy places the organism in Eukaryota, Pelagophyceae, Pelagomonadales, Pelagomonadaceae. The record is from RefSeq and is a predicted model, not a curated record. Gene Ontology annotation, biological process: regulation of MAP kinase activity; protein dephosphorylation. Gene Ontology annotation, cellular component: cytoplasm. The transcript has 2 exons.